This is a messenger RNA of Linum tenue, 620 nucleotides long. The record is from the annotation of a GenBank genome assembly. NCBI's taxonomy places the organism in Eukaryota, Viridiplantae, Streptophyta, Magnoliopsida, Malpighiales, Linaceae.
GUAAAGUUUGGUUCUUGGUCUCUGCUUUCGCUUGUUUUUCUCUGAUGGAUUCUGAGAACUGGGUUUCUGUUGCAGUUGGGAGCCGGGUUGGAGAAGUGAGGAAACUCACCAAAGAGACCAAUGUUUCUGUGAAAAUUAACUUGGAUGGUACUGGGGUUGCUGACUCGUCCACGGGAAUCCCAUUUCUCGAUCACAUGUUAGAUCAACUUGCGUCGCAUGGGCUGUUUGAUGUACAUGUGAGGGCAACUGGUGACAUUCAUAUUGAUGACCAUCACACCAAUGAAGAUGUUGCUCUUGCUACUGGAUCGCUGCAAGAGGAAGCUGUCAUUACUCUUCAAUGUUUGGGGAAAUUUGGAGAUGGGGCAUUUGAGGAUAUCUUUACAACGAAUGUUGACUUUUCUUCUAAAUAUGAUCAUUACAUAAGGUUGAACUUAAAGGGAAGCAAGGAGGUCUAUUCUUCUGGAUUUUGUUUGGAUGAUGAAUGUUGGAGAUUGUACGAGAAACAGGUGCAUGAUCUUCUGAGUCAAGGUUUGGGAGAUAGGACAAAGUCUGUUCGUGUAAUUUGGAGAAACAGUUCUUCAGGGUGGAUCAGCUUGAUUUCUCUUUGCUUCAUGGUGGCA